AUGGAUUAUUUCGUACGAAAAAAACGGAAACAGAACCCAAGAGAAACUGCGAAUAUCUUUUCCUUGUUUACAUUUGCAUACACAGGCAGCAUAUUCAAGAAGGCGUUUCGCAAGGAUUUAGACGAAGACGAUUUGUACGAAGUCACCGGCAAUUUCGAGUCCAGCAAAUUGGGCGACGAUUUAGAAAGACGAUGGGAUCGCGAACAAUCCCAAAAAAAACCCAAAUCGAUAUACAGGAUCCUCUUCAACAUGUUCUUCGUGAGGUACAUUUUCUUAGGCAUCGCCGAAAUGUCUUACAAAUUAACCAGAAGCGCUUUAGAGCCCAGAGCGUUCGAAAAUUUAGUAUCGUUCUUCGGCGAAGGGCAAACCAAACUAACAAAAAACGACGCUUUAUACAACGCUGGUAUAAUAGUCCUGUUCAACUUUACCGGAACGCUGUUCUACAACAACCUGUACAUCAGCAUGAUAUCCAUCGGCAUCGAGGUGAGGACCUGUUUCUCGGCGUUCCUCUACAGGAAGCUGUUCAAACUAUCUCCCGCCGCUUUGGCGGACAUUUCCUUCGGGAAUAUCGUCACUUUGAUCACCAAAGAUGUCCAGGCGUUCGAGAACGGGGUGUACUUUUUGAACGAUUUCUGGAUCGGCUCCGUUCACACUGCAUUCGUGUGUUACUUGUUGUAUUCGAGAAUUGGCGCUACCACUUUCGCUGGGAUAUUCGUGUUUCUCGGGGUCAUUCCGUUGCAAAUGUACCUCGGGAAAAUUUUGAAGAAACUCAGGUUGAAAACGUGCGUGAAAACCGACGAGCGCUUGGACCAAACCCAAGAAGCCCUGUCGAUGAUCAGGAUAAUAAAAAUGUACACGUGGGAGGAAUAUUUCAUGAGGAAAAUCGAUUCGACUAGGAAAUUGGAAGUCAAUCGAAUGCUAGCCGGAAUCUAUGUAAAGUUGUUGGUGUUCACUUUGAGCAUUUUAGUGUCGAAUCUGGGCUUCUACAUACUCGUCAUGGCGUACAUUUGGAUGGACCAACCGGCGGAUUCCGCCAUCAUUUUCUACCUAAUGUCGAAUUACGGAGACAUAAAACUUUUCUUCGGAUACGUUUUACCCUACGGAAUUACAACCGGCGCUGAAUUUAUGUCGGCCACUCUCAGAUUAAACAAAGUCCUAAAAGCCGAAGAACUACCUGCAAUAGAAGCUCAAAACAUCAACAACGACAAACCCAAAAUAGAGCUCGACGAUGUCACCAUCAACAUAGGCAAACAGGAAAUUUUAAAGCAGAUCAAUUUGAAACUUCAAUCCGGCUUAACGGCCAUUACUGGACCAGUGGGAGCAGGAAAAUCCGCUCUAUUGAAAACCAUACUGCACGAUUUCCCCAUCACCAAAGGCAAAGUGUCGAUAGCAGGAAGCCUUUCCUACGCCUCACAAACCCCUUGGUUGUUUGCUUCAACCAUUAAGCAAAAUAUUUUGUUCGGGCAAGAAUACGACCAAAAAAGGUAUCAAGAAGUGAUAAGAGUCUGCGCUUUGGAAUACGACUUGAGCCUCUUCGACAAAGGCGACGAGACGAUUCUAUCGGACAACGGCCUCAAUUUGAGCAAAGGCCAACAAGCCAGAGUCAACCUAGCUCGAGCCGUUUACAGAACCAGCGACAUAUACCUAAUAGACGACUCCCUGACAUCCCUGGACGGCCACGUGGCGGAUUUCAUCUACGAAGAGUGCGUCAGGAAAUUUCUGAAAGGGAAAUUCUGCGUGCUGGUCACGCAGACCAAGCGCCACCUGCAGGAGGCCGACUACGUGGUGGUGGUGAAGAACGGAAGGGUUGACGGGGUAAUCGAACCGCGCGAUUCCACGAACGAGUCGGUGUUGCGGAAGAAACUCGAAGAGGUGGAGAAGACGCUCGAGGAAGAUGCCGGGAUAGAAGAGGCAGACGACGAAACUCGAGGAUUGUUGGAGACCGAACAAAACGCGGAGAAGAAGCAGAUCUUCAAAGACAAGCUCAAAACCGGGAGCGUUUCGAUAUCGAAUUACAAAAAAUACAUGUCCUUCGGCGGCGGGGUUUGGAUCAUGUUGCUCUUCUGCUUCGUUAGCGGUAUUUACCAAUUUACUUCCAGCUAUACGGAGAAGCUUCUAAGUACUUGGGUCGACGAGCAGCAAAAAUUUUUGAACAUCAAAAGCAAGAUAAGAGCGCACGAAGCUAACAAAACGUUUUACGAUUUGUUCGAAAACGCCUCGACGAUUCUGGCGAAUCUCACCGAGCAAUUGAGCGUCGCUGAUGAGGCUCAAAAGCGCACGUUCUCUUGGUACAACGGGAUGUUGGGCUCUUCCACCUGCUUGCAGGUCUUCACCACGUUCGUCAUGUUCGAUUUCUGUCGAAGGGCCUCCGUUCGCAUUCACUUUCAUCUGAUGAAGAACAUUUUCGCGGCCGAGAUGGCGUUCUUCGAUUCGCAUUACAUCGGAGUGAUACUGAACAGGCUGUCGCAGGAUUUGGUUAACAUGGACGAGAAUUUGAGCGAAAUUCUGAAUUACACGUUCGAGGCUAUCUACUACAUAUUCGGCUCGGUGAUUCUGCUGGUGUCGGUGAAUUACUAUUUCAUAAUAUACAUUGGAAUCGUUUCGGUAUUGUUAUCAGGAUUGGGAAGGAUUUAUCUACCGUUCGGACGUAGCAUGAAAAGAUUGGAAGUUGCCACCAGAAGUCCGAUUAUAAACCACUUAAAAUCGACGUUUCAAGGAUUAACAACAAUCAGGGCAUGCAAAGCUGAUGCCAUUUUAAAGAAAGAAUACGAUAAAUACUACGAUGUUUACACAUCCAGUCAUUUCACUUUGAUCGUUUGCCAGACAGCUUAUGGUUUCUUCGCUAAUGUGUUAUCCAAUAUUCUCGUUACCUGCGUUUUAUGCACCUUCAUUUUUCUAGAUACAGAUACAAGCGCUGGAAACGUAGGCUUGGCUCUGUCUCAAAUAUUCAGCAUCGGGAACAUCGUGAAUUGGGUGGUGAGGCAAUACACCGAUUUGGAGAGCAUGAUGACAUCGGUAGAAAGAGUGUUCGAAUACACCGACAUAAAAACCGAAAACGAAAACGGCGUGGUGUUGUACAAAUGGCCCGAGCACGGAAUCAUCCGAUACAAAAACGUCAAACUCGCAUACAACGAAACCGACGUGGUUUUAAACAAUCUCAACUUCGACGUUCAAUCGAAGCAGAAAAUCGGCAUCGUCGGGCGAACGGGAGCCGGAAAAUCCUCCAUCAUUUCCACCAUAUUCCGACUCUACGACAUCGAAGGGACCAUCUCCAUCGACGGCGUGGACACGAAAACCGCCUCGUUGCAUCACCUGCGAAGAAACCUGGCCAUCAUUCCGCAGGAUCCGGUGCUGUUCACGGGCACGAUUCGCUCGAAUCUCGAUCCGUUCGGUUUGUUCAGCGAAUCCGACUUGUGGCGGGCCCUGGAGAGGGCCAACAUCAAGGAAUCCAUAGCGAGUUUGGACGAGGCGGUGGGCGAUCGAACGGCGAAUUUCAGUCUGGGCCAGAGGCAGAUGAUUUGCGUGGCCAGGGCGAUUUUGAGCCGGGCCAAAAUCAUCGUUUUAGACGAGGCCACCGCCAAUAUGGAUCGCGAAUCGGAGGCCGUCGUCGACGAUAUUAUUAAGGAGGUGUUCGCGGAUUGCACGGUGCUGACUAUAGCGCAUCGAUUGCGGACCGUUUUAGAUUGCGAUAAAGUGAUGGUUUUGGAUCGGGGAGGUAUCAGGGAGUUCGACGAGCCGGCCACGUUGCUUCGCGAUGAGAACAGCUAUUUUUAUAAAAUGGUGAAGAAGGACGAU
This is a messenger RNA of Phyllotreta striolata, 3795 nucleotides long. NCBI's taxonomy places the organism in Eukaryota, Metazoa, Arthropoda, Insecta, Coleoptera, Chrysomelidae. The record is from the annotation of a GenBank genome assembly.